AUGGUGUAUGCCCAGAAGUAGACAUGUGUCAAAUAUUUUUUUUCACUCAAUAAGUAGAAAACGUCCGAAUGUUUGAUAUUUUUUUUUUUAAAAAAAGCAAAAAACAACGAUCAGCGUACAAUAAGACAGCGGUCACUUUUAAUUUCUAACCUUUGAUAUUUUGAUGAUUCACCAAUAAAUAGUGUCUUAUAAAAAGUAAUUGGACUGAGUAGUAGAUCGUACUAUUGCGUUCGAACAGGACAUACAAAAAGAACUUUGUCAUAAAACGAAAAUCACAUCGCACAUUUUUCAGUAACUCAAUUAUUUGUGAGUAAUAUAUAUAUAUAUAUAUAUAUAUUUGUGUACAUGUAUAUAUAUAUAUACAUUUAUAUGUGAUCAAGUGAAACUGACAAAUUGUCUAAGAUCAAAAUAUAUUUUCUUGCAAUAAGUUUUUAUUUUGUUGCUCUCUCUCUGUAACAUGGCAAAUACUGGCUUAUUAAUUCUAACAAAUCCUGCAAGAGUGAGAAAGUUGUUGCCCGUAAUUAAGAAGCAUGUUCUAAAGACGCUAUAUAUUCAAUAUCUUCCGGAAAAAAAUUGUCUCGCAACAGAAAAUUAUAAUAUCAGAACUGUGCAACGAAGAGAUUCUCAAUAUUCGAAGAAUAUUGUUGAUAUAUAUGAAAAUACUACUACGAUUGCUUCUCGACUCGAUGUUCGUAUUCUGCUUACCAACAUAAAGAAUCCUGAGAAAUCCAUUAUAAAGACCAAAAAACCUGUAGAAAUUGUCAUCUUUGAUCGAAGAUGCAGCAAGAAAGAAGCGGAUACGUUUAUACAAGAUCGAUUAGCUAACACCUCAGUAAAUUAUAGUUUUAUUACUUGUAAUAACGAUCAAGAUCAGAACGAUCACAAGGAUGUGGAAUAUGUUGUUCAAGAUAUGAAGACUUAUAAGAACGUAGUUCUUGGCGGAACGUUUGAUCGUUUGCACAACGGUCACAAGAUUUUACUGAGUGAAGCUGUUUUGCGCUGCACAGAGAAGCUUACAGUUGGUGUAACAGAUACUAACAUGCUUUCUGGUAAAUUACUAUGGGAACUCAUUCAACCAUGCACACAAAGAAUAAAUGGAGUUAAGGAGUUCUUGGAAGAUGUAGAUUCGUCAAUAGCAUACAAUGUUGUUCCUAUCACUGAUAUAUAUGGACCUACUAAGGAAGAUCCAUUAUUAGAAAUGUUAGUUGUAAGUCAAGAAACACAACGUGGAGGUGAUAAAAUCAAUGAAUUACGUUUGCAAAAAAACUUAAGUAAAUUAGAUAUUCAUGUAGUGGAACUAGCAGCUGAUGAAUGCCACAAUAAACAUGAAGAAACAAAAAUCAGCUCUAGCAAUCAUAGAAUACGAUUGCUUGGCACAAGACUUCAAGCUCCGAGAAAUGAUAAACCUUUAAAACCUUAUGUUAUUGGUUUAACGGGUGGUAUUGCAAGUGGAAAGUCAUCAGUUGCUGAAAAAUUGCAAAAACUUGGUGCUGGUCUCGUGAAUUGUGAUAAACUUGCUCACGAUUUAUAUCUACCUGGUAAAGAUUGUUAUCGUGCUAUAAUUGAACAUUUUGGUCCUUCUAUUCUGAGCUCAGAAGGAUUUAUAGAUAGAAAACUACUUGGUAACAUAGUGUUUAAUGAUAAAGAACAAUUGGAAAAUUUAAAUAAAUUAAUUUGGCCUGCAAUUCUACAAGAAGCUAAAAAAGAAAUAAAUAUUCUUUAUUCGAAAGGUUAUGAAAUCAUUGUAAUGGAAGCAGCAGUUUUAAUUCAAGCUAAAUGGCAAGACAAAUGUCAUGAAAUUUGGUGUUGUAUCAUUCCACAAAAUGAGGCUGUGAAACGAGUAAUGGAUAGAAAUAAAUUGUCAGAAGAAGCAGCAAAACUGAGAAUCAGCAUACAACCAAGUAAUAUAGAACAGGUAAAAGAAGCCACUGUUGUCAUAUGUACUUUAUGGUCUCAUGAGUUUACAUUGGAACAAGUAGAAAAAGCAUGGAGAGAACUGACAACGAUUUUAUCUAAAGACACAAAAUAAAUCUGAAGUUUUUUAUGUUUUAUGUUGUACAUAUGAUGUAAUAGUUUAUAAAUUAUACGUUUUUUUUGUGUACAGAAUAAUUAAACUAUUCUGUGAUAUAAUAUCUGUAAAUGAAAACUAGUAACAAUUUUAUAUACAUUUCUGCCUUGCAUGUAAAUACAAUACA
This is a messenger RNA of Pseudomyrmex gracilis, 2195 nucleotides long. It is a transcript of the gene Ppat-Dpck, whose product is annotated as bifunctional coenzyme A synthase. The transcript is spliced from 5 exons. Bases 458 to 2029 code for a protein of 523 amino acids. The record is from RefSeq and is a predicted model, not a curated record. Lineage: Eukaryota; Metazoa; Arthropoda; Insecta; Hymenoptera; Formicidae. Gene Ontology annotation, biological process: coenzyme A biosynthetic process. Gene Ontology annotation, molecular function: ATP binding; dephospho-CoA kinase activity.